Messenger RNA from Saccoglossus kowalevskii, 8247 nucleotides. RefSeq lists its product as uncharacterized. NCBI's taxonomy places the organism in Eukaryota, Metazoa, Hemichordata, Enteropneusta, Harrimaniidae. Gene Ontology annotation, molecular function: small GTPase binding. The record is from RefSeq and is a predicted model, not a curated record. Gene Ontology annotation, cellular component: Golgi apparatus. Gene Ontology annotation, biological process: Golgi vesicle transport.
UCGUUUUGCUGCCGGAAAUUAUAUCGAUCAAAAUGUUUAAGAAAUUGAAGCAGAAACUUGAAGAUACCGACAAAUCGCCGGUUAAACCACAGUCCCCGAGGAGUAAUGCUGCACAGUCCCCUCGUACAAAAUUCCCCUCUGGGCCAGCAAGAGAUUCUGUUAACAGCAGAAGAGCCCCAUCUUCAGCCACUCCUAAAAAAGAACAGGAUACUGUUCACCAACAUGAAGGACAGGACAAAACACAAACAGAUUCUGGUAAAAAUGAUCAGUUGGCAGCUGGGGAUGCAGGGGCUACUGCAGAGGGAGAAGAAUCUAAAGAGAUUGUGCAACAGGAACAUGGGGAACACACAGAGGACCAGGCACAUGCUGACAGUAUUCAGAACUCCACUGCAAGCACACCACUUCUUUAUAGUACUCCGAUGAAGGACUUUAACCGUUCACGCAGUGAUUCUCAAUCCUCGUCUGUAUCCGAUAGCCCCUUUUUUCCGCAAUAUGAAACACCACAGAGAAUGUACCAACCCUCGGAUACUGAGAGUGAGAUUGAUGAACCGGUGGCGUACCUGGAUCAAUUUUCAAAGGAAGAUCUUUUCUAUAAAUUUAAGAAAACGGACACAAGACUGCAUCGAUAUAAAAACAAAUUCCUGGAGGUGGUAGCUGCUUAUAAAGACCAACAGAAAGAAAAUGAAAAGAUUAAGGGCAUUAUGGCACAAACGCAGGACAAAGCAUUACGAAGGAUAUCUGAGUUAAAAGAGGCUGCUCAGUUAGAUCGGCAAGCUAAAGUUCACUUGGAAGAGAAUUAUCAACUAAAUCUAGAAGAAAAAGAUGAAUUGAUAGGUGUAUUACAAACACAGGUUCGUCUUUUGAAACAAGGUAUCAGUCCAGAUGAUAUUGACAAAGCCGAUGUUAUGAAAGAUGAAAGGGAUGAAAAAAUUAAUACUUUAAAAGAGAAGGUUAAAAGACAGGAAGGUUUGUUGAAUAAAUGCAAAGAGACCAUCAGAAACAAUAAAGAGAAGACUGCGCAACUGAGUAAAGAGAAAGAAAAUCUUCAGAAACAACUCGAUGAUAAGUCAAAGGAGCUUCAGAAAGCUGAGGAGUUGCAGAAAGAAGCCAAGUCUAUGAUUGAACAGUUAGAAAGUGAUAAAGCCAUUGGUAUCGCCGAGGUGAAACGGCAAAUGUUUGAAGAGAUGGAGAAGAGGGAUUCAGAGAUCAGUGAUCUCAGGAAUAAACUGAGAAAAAGUGUGACUGAAAAAGAUGAGAUCCAACAACAGAAAGAAGCAAGUGAUAAACUUGUACUAGAAGUUAAGCAGCAGCUAGAAGCAGCUGAGAAGAGAGAGGAUGAGGAGAAAACCAACCUAGUACAGGAAUUAUCUAGAGGAAAACAAGCUGUAAUCUCUCUCAUGCAGCAAGAGCGAGAGAAAAUGAAGGAAGAUUUAUUGAAAGAAAAGGAGGAUGCCUUGAUGGAGAAGGACAGAUUACAGCAAGAAGAACUGACAAAGAAAGAUAUUUUCUUAAAGGAAAUGAUUGCUAAAAAGGAACAAGAAUGUAAAGAAAUCAUAGAAUCCAAGGAGACGGAACAUGAACUUUCAUUACAGAGGAAAGAAGAUGAAUACAAGAGAUUUGUAAAGGAGAAACAUGAAGAUAUGAUGAUGGCGAUUGAGGAGAGAGAAUUACAAAAGACUGCUGCAUUGAGUGCACAAGAUAACAAGAAAGAUGAAUUACAACGAGUCAUUGAUGCAUUAGAAACUGAAAAACUUGAACAAGAAAGUUAUAUGCGUAAACUGAAAGACAGUCACGCUGUUGAGAUCAAAGAGUUCAGUAAUAAAAUUGAAGAAAUUUCCAAGCGGAAUAAGAACACCUUUAACAAGCUGAAAGACCAAUAUGAGAAAAAAAUUGAGGAGCUGCAGGAAAAACAUGAUAAGGAAAUAAAGACUAAAGAUGAAGUUACGAGGCAAGAGCAUAAACAGUACAUUGAAGAAAUUACUAGAGCACAUGAGGAAAAAGUGGAAACUAUUACAAAUGAACUAGAAAGUCAAAGCCAGGCACAGAAAGAAGAGAUCAAUCGGACUCAUGAAAACGUGAUUAUGGAGAAGAUGGAUCAAAUAAAGAAGCUUAGUGCAUCUAUUGAUGGUCUGAAACGUAACAAUGAAGGACUAACUAAAGAUCUUUCUGAUACAGAGACAAAGGUGAAGGAACUGGAGCAAAAACUACAGACUGAAGUGAAUAACCAUGUUGCGGACAUACAGGAGAAGGUGGGACAGUUGCAAGAGCAGGUUUCUCAGAAUGAUCAAUUCAAAGAGCAGGUUAAUACACUCAAACAGAACAUUGAACAACAAAUGCAGGAGCAUGAAAAUGAAAAGGUUGUGUUGCAGCAGAAAUUAGAAAAAGAAACAAACAUUCUGAGUGAUCAAGUGAAAGAAGGUGAAUCAAAAAUAAAAGAACUGGAGACACAACUAGAACAGUUGGGUGCAUUGAAAGAGUCAUUAGAACAAAGUCUUGCUGAGAGUUCUAAAACUGGGGAUGAAGCAAUAGGUGUUCUUCAUUUGGAAAAACAGGAACUUGAAACAAGCUUGAAAGAUCUUACGAAUGAGAUUCAAAAGCUGAAAGAGGUGAAUGAAAGCCUUACUGUGAGUGUGGAAGAGAAAGCAAAAGAACUUGAGUCACAGCAGGAUAACAAUGAAAGACAGGUACAGCAGUUCACUGAGGAAAAGAACAUGUUGCUGAAAAAUCUUGAAGACAGAAGUAAAGAGAAAGAGGACCUGGAGAAUCAGGUAAAGCUACUCCGAGAAGAACAUGAAGAGGCGGUAAACAAGUUACAUGGAAAGAUACAAGAAUUUGAAUCUGAUCUAAUAAAACUGCAUGAAGUGAGACAGAGUGAAUCAGAGCAGAGUGAUAAGCAAAUAAAAACUCUUCAAAAUGAGUUAGAACAAAGAUCAGAAGAGAUUAAUAAUCUGAAACAACAGACUGAGACCCUUGGAAAAGAGUUAGAUGUGAAAAUUAGAGAUUAUGAUCAUAAAGUGUCAGAAUAUGAACAGAAAUUGCAGUUUCAAGAAGAACAUCACAAGCAUGAGAUGGUUAGGAAACUUGAGGCUUUGGAAAUCCAGAAACAGAGCUAUGUUGGCGAAAUUUCAACAGAGCUUGGAACUAAGUUGGAAGAAGCAAAUGAGACCAUUGGACAACAAGAGACUACAAUCCAAGAACUGAAAUUGAGGCAACAGGAAUUAAAUAAUACUAUAGAGAAUCUGACUGCUGAUCAUGAGAGAUUGAUUAACGAGGUUGGUGAAAAGCAUACUUCAGAGAUUGAAGGUUUGCAGCAACAGAUUGCUUCAUUGCAAGAACAACUGCAUCAGAUGAAUGAGAAACUUGCAGAUCAGGUGAAAUAUCUAGAAACACAGCUUGAAGAGAAGAACUCUGAAAUGCAGGCUGUCAAUGAACAGCAUGCAAAAGAAAAAGAACAUUUAGAAAUUCAGCUUGUAGAAAAAAAUACUGAACUCGACAACUCACACCUGCAACACACUGAAAUUGUAAACAGCCUAGAAACUCAGCUGGGAGAGAAGGGUACUGAAAUAGCACAAUUGAUGGAGACUGUUGCUAAGAGACAGGAGGAGAUGUGUGCUUAUCAAGAGAGUGUUGAGAAAUUAGAAAAUGAUUUAAGAAUUAAAGAGGAUGAGCUGUGUAAUCUACAGCAGGAAAUAUCUAGUCUUAGAGAACAAACUGGUGUAAGUGAAGCUAAGUCAACUGAAAAGAUUUUAAAACUGGAGGAGGAUAUAGCCAGAAAUAUGGAGGAAUUGUCGAGUUUACGUCAAGAAAUGUCAGCUACCGAAGGAGGGCUGCAACAAGAUAUUCGUGUUUUGAAAGAACAGGCAGAGACCAUGGAAAAGAACCAUGUUGAAGAAGUGGAAAAACUGAGGGCAGAGUAUGAAGGAAGAUUGCAAGAGGAAAAAGAAAGUGUUACCAGGAGACUCGAAGAAGUGGAGAUGGAGAAGAAGAAUAGUGUUGAUGAAGUUACUUCUGAACUUAGUAGUAAGAUUAGUGAACUCCAAAGUGCAUUGCAAGAAAAAGAAGCCUUAGUUGAGGAAAUGCGACAUAUUGAGCAGGAGCUUAAAAAUGGCAUGGACAAUCUCAGAACAACUCAUGAAACAAAGAUGCAAGAGAUGAUGGGAUUGCAUGAGGAAAAAGUGAAUGACUUAAAUCAUGAACUUGAAAAACUUAAUCAGGAAUUACAAGAGGCUGCUCAACAAUAUUCUGACGGUGUUGUGAAAUUUGAACAAGAGAAGCAUGGCAAGGAAAUGGAACUCCGAGGGCUUCUUGAAGAAAAGAAUAACAGACUUCUAGAAAUUGAAGAAAGUGAGAAACAGCUGCAUGAGCAGAUUGAAUGUUUAAAAAAUACCCAACAAGAAGAAACUUUGUUGAAAGAUAAAGAGUUUGAAGAGAAGACUGAAAUGUUGACAACUGAGCAUGAAAAAAAAAUUAAUGAACUUAAUGAAUCUCAUAAAACCCAGUUCAUGGAACUGAAAAACCAGGCAAAAAGUAAGAUAUCUACAUUGAAAAAACAGAUAGAGGACAUCAACCUUCAGUUUCAACACAAAGUUACAGAGUUUGAAAAAAUGGAAAAGUCCUUUCAAGAAAUAAAGCAUGAAAAAGUGUUGGUGACCAAAGAGAAGGAGGAACUCACUGAAAAACUGCUGGGUAAAAUUACUGAACUUCAAAACAAUACUGCAGCAGAACAGGAAAGACACGAGAUGCUUAUGGUAGAAAAUGAUAAUAAACACAGAGAAGAGGUUACAAGGAUUGAAAACGAGUUGCAGACUAAGAUGAAUCAGAGGGAGGAAGAGUUCAAUAAAAAGUUUACAGAUUUGCUGCAGGAGAAGGAACUGGGAAUUGGAGAUGUCACUGCCAGGAUGGAGACUAUGAGAAAGGAAGAGAUGGAGAGGAUAUCUGCUCAGUUUGGGAAGAAGUUUGUAGAAGCACAGGAAACACACAAAAAGCAGCUACUUGAAUUGAGGGACCAAGCCAAAGCAAAGAUUGGAAGUGUGAAAUCUCAGUUGCAGGAACGGGAAAAAGAAUACAAUGCAAAAAUGGAUGAAACUAUAAAAGCUAAUGAGGAGAAAUUUGAAAACUUGAUAAAAAAACAUUCUGAACAAGUGCAAUCGCUUGAAACUGCCCACCAAGAGAAAAUCUUAGCAUUUGAGAAGCAGAGUGAGGAGCAAAAGGAGGGUUUGAGAAAUGAGUUUAAAAAGGAUGUGGAAAAUGUCAAAAGUGAAUACCAAGAAAAGAUGGAGAAUCAAGAGAAAGAUUAUGUGAAUCGCAUCAACAUUUUACAAUCUGAACUAGUAGAACUAAAAGAGGGGAAUGAACUUGCAGAGAGAUUAAAAUUACAGUCACAAGAACUCAAAGAUCAGUCCAGGAUCGAAAUUGAAAACUUGAAUAGUGAACAUUGUAAGAAUGUUAAUGCUUUGAAAGAGGCACAUGAAAGAAACAUUGAUGAAUUAAGGACUAAACAUAGUAGUACGUUGAAGGAAGCGAGUGAACAGCUAGAGACAAGGAUACAAGAACUUGUUGAUUCUAACCUUGAAAUUCAGGCAGAAUUGAAAACGUCACAUGAUCAGUUUGAAGAUUUGACUCAGAAACAUCAAAUGCUGAGUGAAACAUACAAAUCUGAAAUCUCAGAAUGGGAGUUGAAACUUGAAGAACAAGAAAAAGCAUUCUUUGAAGAGAGAGAGUCGCUGAUCAAGCAGAUGAAGGAACGAGAGCAUCAGGCGCAGAUGGGUUCACAAGAACUCCAGGGACAUUUGCAGAGUAAGGUGUCUGAGAGUGAACGUUGCAUGUCGGAGAUGGCUGUAAAACACAGCAUUGAGCUGGAAACACUGAAGCAGUCAUAUGAAUCAAAGCUUGAAGACUUAAUUCAGGAGCACACAUCAAAAAUACAGGAAAUUGAGUUUCAAGGGACAGAGAGAGUAACAGAACUAGAAACCACAUGUCAAGAUUUAAUGCAAGGGAAGGAGCAAUUAGUUUUAAGCAUAACUGCUAAAGACAAUAAUAUUAGUGAUUUAGAGAGCCAGGUUAAGAAUCUUAGUGAAAAAUGUGAUAUUACUGAAAAAAAUAACUUUGAAAUUUUGGAAAAGUUUGAAGCCAGACAGAAAGAAAUAGAAGAACUUAAUAAAAAACUUAACACUGCCAAUGAGAGUAUCCACCAAUUUACACUUCAGAAUACUGAAGAUCUGCAAAAGAAAACUGCAGAUGUACAAGAUUUACAAUCUACAAUAGAUGCCUUGCAUGCAGAGAAGGUGAAAGCACUUGAAGAACAAGCAGCUCAGUUGCAAGAAGAAAGCAAGACAAAGUUAGCAGAACUGAAAAAGAAAGCAGAGACCAUGAUGGGUCAAAUUAAGAGGCAACUGUUGGCUCAGGCUGAAGAGAAAGAUAAAAAACUGUCUGAGUUUGAGGGCAGCGCUGAUAAGAUGAAAGAGACAAUUGCAAAGCAGGAGAAGGAUUUAGAUGAGAGGUUAUGCUCUGUAAGAGAAUUGGAAAAUAAAUUAACUGCUGCUGAGCUUGAAAAAGAACAGAUACGGAUAAGUUUAGCAGAAGAACAAAACAAAUUACAAACACUAGAGGAAAGACUGAGAGAAAAGGACGCCCUUGUGCAAGAAAGUCUGCAAGGUACAGAAGAGAAACAGAAAAGUGACGUUGAGAAACUUAAAACAAUUAUAGCACAGUAUAAGCAGAAGGAAACUGAUUCAGAGAAGAUUGUGUCUGAUUUAAAAGCUGACAACAAGAAGAAACUUGAAGAGUUGGAAGAGAAAUACAAGGAAAUAAUUGAGACCAACAAAAAGGAGCAAGAAAUAGAAAUGAAGAAAUUGAAUGAAGAUGUUGUGUCUAAGAAGGAAGAUAUUGAACAGGAUCAGAAUUUGAAAUUGAAACAACUGCUGAAAGAGUUUAAUAUACGAAUGGCUGAGAAGGAAAGAGAAUUUGAAGAAUCGUUGCAUAGUGUUAUAGAUAAAGCUGAGAAUCAAGAAGAGCAGCUGUCAAAAGAAAACAAACGUCAAGUUGAUGAUUUACUCAAGGAAAUAAAACAACAAGAGAAUAAACUUGAUGCUGCUGACAAAGAACUUGAGAUGGAGGAACAGCGGAAAGAGUAUGAAAUUAAACUGCAAGAGCUGGAAAACGAUUUCAAAACAAGAGUUGGUGAACUAGAAAAGAAAAUGGCUGACAAUGAACGCAAGUUAAAAGUUGCUUUCAAAAAGAAGAUGAAAGAUCUUGAGAACACGCACCAAGAAGAAGUAGCUGGAUUAAGUAGAGAAUGGCAGAUGGAGAGACAGUUUUCCAGUGGCAGUCAUGUUACCUCCCAAGUUCCACCCUCGCAGGAACUCGUCAAACAACGAAAUAUAGCUGUGGCUGCUUCCCAAGGACAAGAGUCAUCCUUGAGUAUGCUUGAAAAACAGGCAGCAGAGCACAAAGAGCAGAUAGAAGAUAUAGAGAAAAGGCAUAGAAUUGACUUAGCUCAGAUGCAGGAAAUGACGCAAGGAAGUCUUCCACCACCUUUAAUUCAAGAAGGACCAAUCACUCCGGUCAACUCAUCCAAAAUUAAAAAGGUCACCUUUGAUGAAGACUAUGAAGAGUCUCAACUGCAGGAGUUAGAAUUCAGGAAUUUGGAUCUUGAGGCGGAACUUGCUCAGACCAAGGGAGAAUUGAAUGAGAUGCAAAUGGCAUUUAAAGCACUUGAAGCCAGAUUUGAACACACAAUGAAUUCAGCGAAGAAAGAAGUGUCUAUGGCUUACCCAGGAUCACCAUAUACUGGUAACAGUUCAUCGUUACCAUCAAGUCCAGGUGCCUGUGGUCCUUUGCUUACUGAACAAACUGAAUUAGAGUAUUUAAGAAAAGUGUUGUUUGCGUAUAUGACUGGUAAAGAGACUAAGACCAUGGCCAAAGUUAUAGCAGCAGUAAUGAAGUUCUCGCAGGAAGAAACAGCCCUGAUUAUUGCCAAAGAAGAGAACAGACAAAGUGUAUUGACAUGGAUUGCUUCUCCGUAGCACACACCUGGGUUCACCCGUUAAAUGUGCAGAACACAAAUCGUGGUCAUCAUCAUCUGACGAGGAAUCUGAUUAUGAUGGUCUUGAUUCACCCAAGUUUUACUCUCUGACCAGAAAGGAAACAUCAGUGUGAAAUCUUCCAGCGGUUCCAUCUCCCACCAUGUAGCUACAAUCGGUGUAUUUAUUUCUGUCACUAUGGUACUGAAUGCUUGUGAUUCGUAUU